Molecule: messenger RNA, 1514 nt
Organism: Agrilus planipennis (emerald ash borer)
Lineage: Eukaryota; Metazoa; Arthropoda; Insecta; Coleoptera; Buprestidae
Product: interferon-inducible double-stranded RNA-dependent protein kinase activator A homolog A
Exons: 3
Coding region: 407-1327 (306 amino acids)
Source: RefSeq, a predicted model, not a curated record
GUUGAGUCAUUAUCAUUGAUCGUAUGAAUGUUGAUCAAAAUUCAAUAUUCAAUAUGGAAAUGGAACUUCAAUGAAAAGUGUUAUGUUAAUACUGUGGUGGAUGGAAAGUGGAUGUUGUUCAAGUAUUGAGGGAUGAAUCCAUAAUCAAACACUUCCGAUGCAAUAUGUACCGUGACGUAGACCCAUAGAUAAUUACUUACCAUAGAAUAGAUAGCGGGAUUUCCCCGAUUCUAUUUAACAAUUUGAUAGUAUUUGAUAAGCAAUGUAAUUGGCAAAUAGAAAGUGUCGAUAAAUUGCUGAUGAAUAAGAAUAAGUAAGAUAAACUGAAUCAUUUUCUAAAUUCAUCUGAAAUAGGUAGGUUUCAACUUUUGAACAAUUUGUUUUACGAAGAAAGUUGAACAGCAGAAUGGUAGUGCAAAAGACUCCAGUUUCCAUUUUACAAGAAUUAAUGCAACGCAAUCAGAAACCAAUACCAACUUAUUCUUCAUCAGAUGUAGCUAAUGUAAAUGGAGAUUUUACAUGUAGUCUAUCAGUGGAUGGCAUACAGACCGUAGGCUAUGGGAAAACUAAGAAGGAAGCUAAGCAUAAUUCUGCUAAAAAUGCAGUUGAUAUUUUACAGCAUAAAUAUAGCAAUAAUUUAAUAAAAACGACAGAUGUGAUAAUAGCACCCAAGGCUGUACAGUUUACUACGUCACCUAUGGUAAAUUAUGUAGGAGCCUUGAAUGAAUUUUGUUCAAAGAAGUCAAUUUCUUAUCCUGAAUAUAAUGAGAAGGGCUUUGAUGGACAAGAUUUUAAUAUAACAUGCUCACUAAAUGACAUUAUUGCCUUAGGAAAAGGUACUACUAAGAAAGUUGCUAAGCAAGAGGCUGCUCGUGUUGUAUUGGAGAGAGUGAAAUUGUCUAACAAGUUUCCCAUGGCAGAAAUGCAAAAAUUUGUUUGUGAUGAAGCUAGUACUAAAAUAAUAACUGAAAUGUAUAAAGAAUUAACCAUAAUGGAAAAGAAAUUUGUUCCACCUGAACUAAAUAUUUCCACUGAAUUAGAUUUUUCCAUGUGUAAUUUAAAGCAGCUGCAAGAUGUAGGAGUACUGCCAUUGGAACAGGAGGAUUAUCCACCCACAGAAAAAUCUGAAGAAAAAUUAAGAAAUAUGGGAAUUGAUGACUACUCUGUUUCUGUUUUUGUAAGAGAACCUUUAAUGUUAGUUUUUAAAGCAAAAGAGGUAAUUCCUGCUACAUUUACAUUAAUACAGGAUGGUGCUACAUACACAGAAACAAAAAGAAUUUUGUUAGCUACUGCAGUAAAAUUCAUAUACAUUUUAAAAAGUCAAUAGAAUGAUUAAGCUAUUUGAUGUUACGUACUAUUUAAUUUUACAAUGUUAAUAUAAACUUAUUACUAAAGUAAGGAAUAAAGUCAAGGUGACUGUUAUAUUAUAUUGUAUACAAAUAUGAGGGGAGGAGUAUGUUUUUAAAAUAUGUUAAUGAGUGUAAUUGAUAAAUAAAAAAGGCAAUGUACCUAAA